AUGCUCCCUUGGCUGCGCAGAAAGAGGGGUGGCGCGGGGGCAGGAGCAGCAGCAGCAGCAGCAGCUGCAAAUGGCGAUGCAACAAACGGGGAAACAGCAUCAUCAGCAUCAGCAGGAGCAGCAGCGGCAGCAGCAGCAGCGGCAGCAGCAGGGCCGCGAGUUCAGACGGAUCCCCCCAGUGUGCCGGUGAAGGACCUUUUUCCCGAUGGGCUCUUCCCUCAGGGGGAGAUCUGCGACUACAAGGACGACAACCUGUGGCGCAAGACGAGUGCAGAGAAGCGCGAGCAGGAGCGGCUGGAGUUCCCCAUCCUGAAUGACCUUCGCCAGGCCGCGGAGGUGCACCGCCAAGUGCGCAAGUACAUGAGGAGGGUGAUCAAGCCGGGCAUGCUCAUGACGGACCUCUGUGAGACGCUGGAGGACACGGUGAGGCGCCUCAUUGCUGCCAAUGGGCUGCAGGCAGGCAUUGCCUUCCCCACCGGCUGCUCCCUCAACUGGGUGGCGGCGCACUGGACGCCCAAUGCAGGCGACAAGACAGUGCUGCAGUAUGAUGACGUCAUGAAGCUCGACUUUGGCACGCACAUCAAUGGCCGCAUAGUGGACUGCGCCUUCACAGUGGCAUUCAACCCGCAGUACGAUCAACUGCUGGCAGCAGUCAAGGACGCCACCAACACGGGCGUGCGCGAGUGCGGCAUCGAUGUGCGCCUGUGUGACGUGGGGUGUGCCAUUCAGGAGGUGAUGGAGUCGUACGAGGUCACCAUCAACGGCAAGACCUUCCCUGUGAAAGCAAUCCGUAACCUGAACGGGCACAGCAUAGGGCCCUAUCAGAUCCACGCGGGGAAGAGCGUGCCGAUCGUGAAGGGCGGCGAGGCGACGCGCAUGGAGGAGGGGGAGCUGUUUGCCAUCGAGACGUUUGGGUCCACUGGCAAGGGCUACGUGCGCGAGGACCUCGAGUGCUCGCACUACAUGAAGAACUUUGACGUGGGGCACGUCCCUCUAAGGCUACCACGUGCCAAGCAGCUAUUGGCCACAAUAGAUCGCAACUUUGGCACACUGGCGUUCUGCCGGCGCUAUCUGGACCGUCUGGGCGAGACCAAGUACCUCAUGGCGCUCAAGAACCUCUGCGAUGCAGGAGUGGUGCAGCCGCAUCCGCCGUUGUGCGAGACCAAGGGCAGCUACGUGGCUCAGUUUGAGCACACACUCAUCCUGCGCCCCACGUGCAAGGAGGUGCUCUCACGGGGGGAUGAUGACUUUUAG
Molecule: messenger RNA, 1254 nt
Organism: Closterium sp. Yama58-4
Lineage: Eukaryota; Viridiplantae; Streptophyta; Zygnematophyceae; Desmidiales; Closteriaceae
Source: the annotation of a GenBank genome assembly